This is a messenger RNA of Canariomyces notabilis, 1245 nucleotides long. RefSeq names its product peroxisome membrane protein. Gene Ontology annotation, biological process: peroxisome organization. Gene Ontology annotation, cellular component: peroxisomal membrane. Lineage: Eukaryota; Fungi; Ascomycota; Sordariomycetes; Sordariales; Chaetomiaceae. Bases 1 to 1245 code for a protein of 414 amino acids. The record is from RefSeq and is a predicted model, not a curated record. The transcript is spliced from 2 exons.
AUGCCGAAUCUCCACAGUUCCACGCCAUCUCCCCAGCCAGAACGUGCCCGUGCCAAAGGCGCCUCGCCAAUGCAACCACGAUGGCUGCGCAUGUACGAUGAUUUCAUCACCAAGAAUGCACACCAGGUGUCGCAGAUCGAGUCGACGUUGCGAUCCCUAACAUACAUCAUCCCGGGCCGCUUCCGCGACGCCGAGAUCGCCUCCGAGUCCAUCCACAGCGGCGUCCAACUCCUCUCCCUGUACCACGACACACUUCUCCGACGGGCAGUAGCCCUCUCAAAACUGCCCCUACCCUCAUUCUCUCGCGUCCCGCCCUCCCCGCACAGCCGGUACACGCGCUUCUGGGCGCUGCGGAGCGCGCUCUACCGGCGGGUCGCCUACGUGCUGCAGAUCGUCAGCUAUGUCGAGCUGCUGUGCGAGAUGGCGGCCAAGCGGCGCGGCGAGCGCAUGCGCUGGCACGUCGUCGUCCUCCUGGAAGCCAUCAAGGCCGUCUGCAAGCUGCUGCUGCUGCGCAUCACAAAGUCGCGGCCCGUCGUGACACCCGUGUUGCCGGAGCGGGAGCCGCUGCCUGAAGAGCCGCCGGAGGAGGGAGAGGAGGCUGAGUUUGGUGUUUGGGAGGAGGAGGAUGAUGAGGACCGCAAUGGUGUUGCGGCUGCUUCUGCCAACGGGCAUACUACGCACGCGCACGCGAACGGGGCCGUGGGCCAUGAUGCAUCAUCAUACAAAGUACGGCCACAGCUAGGCCCCAACGGGGAAUGGACCAUGCCUCGCACCGGCAUGUCCCUCCCGUCGCUUCCCGCGCCGGGCGACACAAGCGGGUACCUGCUCGCGAGGGUGUUGACGGCGGACGACAUCAAGCCCGCGACAAAACUGCUCAACAGACUGCAGGGUUCCGCCCAGGCAGCGGAGAUCCUGCAUAUUCUGGCGCCGUUGGUGUUUGCGGUCGCGCUGGCCCGCAGCAAGGACAAGCGCAGGGCAUGGACGCCGUGGCUGCUCGGUGUGGGGGUGGAGCUGGCCGCGCGGCAGCUACGGGACCGCGGCCUGCGGACGACGCCUCUGGAGCGUGAGGAAUGGAGCCGUCGCGGCUGGGCUAUGGGCUGGUGGGUCAUGCGCGGCGCGUUCUAUGAGAAUGUCACCAAGGGCGUGGUGGCGGGCGUGAGAGGGCGGAUGCCGCGGUUGUUGGCGGGGAUCUUGGAGGAUUAUGAGUAUCUGUGGGAGAACUACUACUUUAGCACCAGUUCUUGA